AUGUCUGCAACAUCUGCCGCGAAGUCGGAUUCGUUCGAUGAAUUUUACACGGAGGUCAAAGAGAUUGAAAAACGUGACUCUGUGUUGACCCCUAAACAGCAACUUGAUAGAUUGUUACGACCAGGGUCCACGUAUUUUAAUCUUAAUCCGUUCGAGGUACUACAAGUAGAGCCCGAUGCGUCUCUUGAUGAGAUCAAGAAAAAAUACCGAAGGUUAUCCAUAUUAGUUCAUCCAGACAAAAAUAUGGAUGAUUCUGAACGAGCUCAACAGGCUUUUGAGAUAGUAAACAGGGCUUGGAAGACACUCGAGAAUGAUGAUACUAGGAAAAAGUGCUUGGAUAUUUGUGAAGAGGCUAAAGAACGGACUGAUCACAUGAUUGAACAAAAACGGAAAAAGAUGAAAAAAGACAAUAAGUUAGCAGAAGGUAUUCCAGAAGAUGAUCCCGUAAAAUAUAAACAUGCAAUUUAUGUUAUGACCAUGAAGUUAUUUGCUGACAUGGAACGAAAGCGCCAACAUCUCGAAGUCCGUGACAUGGAAGAAAGGAAACGGAAACGAGAAGCUGAGAUUGAGCAAGAAGAACAGAAGUCAUUAGAAAAAGAAUGGGCGAAGAAUUUUGAGGAAUCUCGACAAAACCGAGUGGACAGCUGGAAGACAUUCCAAUCUGGCGGCGGUAAGGAGAAAAAGAAGAAAAAAAUCCAAGGGUUUAAACCUCCCAAACCUAAACCAGAGAGUAGAUAA
Messenger RNA from Spodoptera littoralis (African cotton leafworm), 738 nucleotides. The record is from the annotation of a GenBank genome assembly. NCBI's taxonomy places the organism in Eukaryota, Metazoa, Arthropoda, Insecta, Lepidoptera, Noctuidae.